Molecule: messenger RNA, 1800 nt
Organism: Aspergillus mulundensis
Lineage: Eukaryota; Fungi; Ascomycota; Eurotiomycetes; Eurotiales; Aspergillaceae
Exons: 2
Coding region: 1-1800 (599 amino acids)
Source: RefSeq, a predicted model, not a curated record
AUGUAUCUAGCUUCAUCUUUGCCAGUAGGGCUCCCAGCAAGGGGCGUGUCGGAGCGUACUAUACUAAUCGCCCCACUGCACACCUCUUUGGCAGACUACCCCAUUCUCCUUGAGCCGGACCUGAAGCGUGAAAGUGAUGUAGCUGGCUAUGAAUCACUGGCUGUUAAAGCGGCAGAAGCGCCCUAUCGGGCUCCGACUCAACAGCCGGAUUUCUGUUUCCUCGAGUCACUGCUAGCAGCCAGGGCAUCUGCUCUAGAGGAUCAUCUCUGGGCCCUCCGUGAAGAUCCUGAAUACUUCGCAUCGUACCUUGUCGAUGCUGGUGAGCAUCAAAUUGUACACUUGAAAGACCCCGAGGCAAAUGACCACCCUCUACUCUCACAGAAGCUGCGCUGGUGGACUUGCGUCGUUAGUUCUCUGGUGGGAGAGGCAUAUCUGACUGCGGAGAUUGUGUCUGAGGGUGGCAGAUUAGCCGACAAGGUAGCGAAACUGCAGAGGAAGUAUGCGACGGAGAUUGUCCCUUCGAGCGACUUACCCGAGGACUACCUGCAAGCCCUUCUCCAAUUCCGUUACUUCCUCGACCGUGUUCCAGAUCUACUACAGGGUAGUCUCUGGCACGCAUGCCACCCUUCGCCGCCCUUGCGAAGAUUUUGGAUGCGUGAGCCGUCACGCGGUGGUUCGGAGUCAGUCCAUGUCUGGAUGAACAUGAAAAACGUUAAUAACGAAGGUAAAGUCCAGCACCAGGUAGUCUGGUCUCUCACCUUCCUUUCAAAAGAUAACCAAGUGUUGGAUAUCAUCAGUACGCGUGUCCUCACUGACGAGCUUGAGAGGCUGCUCCAAUCCGAGCCACGCGCACGAGCAAUGUUGACUCCGUACGUUGCGGCCAUUGUGGGAGACCUGUCACUCCUGGCGCAGUGUGCCAAUCAGUUUGAUCAAUACCAGCCAUGGAGUCGGACCUGGGACGAUGUGGCGAAGAAGCGGGAGGACGCGUUAGCGGCCGAGUACAGCAAGCGUUUCAAAGCAUAUUCGCGAUACGCCGACUCUCUUUCAGAUGACAGCUUGACCGACGCCGGCGCAAUUUGCGAUCCAUCCGGUGGCAAAUUUUACUAUCCGUUUGAAAAGCGACGCACCAAAGAAACCGUCGACGCCCUACGCAGCGCUGAACGCAAACUGGACGCCGUCUGGGCCGCCAUCGAUCGUUCUUUGUGCACCAAGUCUGGCAACUUGCGUGGCACUGCCGCAGGGAAGCUCCUCUCCCUGCAGAACAUCCUUCGCCGUACACCCGAAUGGGAGGGCGCUGGGUCUGAAAACACGCGUUCAAUCCCAUCCGCUAAACGUGGGCUCCAUAACACUUAUCAUCCCAUGUCAGCGAUUUACACCAAGCUGCGCGGCAAUGCAUUUGUCCUUUCCCAGCUUAACGAACAGGCGCGUAACGCACCGCAGCCAUUCGGCACCGUCGGCAAGUCCGAAGAAUCAUCUGCGGCUCCUCUUUUCGCCGUCGAUGCCCGCGCCCUCAAGGUGUUCCGCACCCUGUUUUCCAAUCCCGUCGUCACCACUACGCCUGCUGAGGUCACUUGGAACGAUUUCUUCCACGCGAUGACCUCCGUGGGCUUUGCUGCGUUGAAGAUGCAUUGCUCCACGUGGCACUUCACGCCGACAAAGCCGAGGAUCAGCGCGGAUCGAAGCAUCCAGUUCACUGAAUUCACCGGCAAGCUGUCUGCUACAGCCAUCCGUGUCUUUGGCCGCAGGCUUAACCGUGCGUCUGGAUGGGAUGGGGGCAUGUUUGGCUUGGAUGAGAAGUAA